Meloidogyne enterolobii is the source of this 1041-nucleotide messenger RNA. The record is from the annotation of a GenBank genome assembly. NCBI's taxonomy places the organism in Eukaryota, Metazoa, Nematoda, Chromadorea, Rhabditida, Meloidogynidae.
CAAUUCUCAGAAUUUUUGCCCCAGCCCUUCACCACUUGUAUUUUCCACAGGUUUGGCAUUUCGACGGUUUUUGAGGGGUUUGGUAUUUCGGCGUUUAGUAUUAUAGCGAGCUCCUGUAUUUUGGAAAGUUUUUUGAAUAAUUUUAAUUUUUUUCAGUUUUCCCCGCCAUGUUCACUUGGUUCAUAUCUUCAAGAUACUGCAAUUUAUGGAGGAAAACCGAACGUUCCAAUAGAUUGUUUGUAUUUUUACUCAGAAAUCAAUUGCUUAUUCAAUUACAUACUUAUAUUUAUUUACUUCCAUUUGCUUCAAAUCCGCCUCAACAACAACAGCAAAAUGAAAUUGAAAAACAAAGACCUCAAAGGAUAUUAAGUCCAAAGAUACAAAAUUAUUUAAAUUCAUCAAGAGAUUUGAAUGAUCUCAUUAAAUCAAAUAUUCUUUCAAUUUGUUCAAAAUUUUACAAAAUAUCAAAUAUUGAAGAAUCAGAAUUAUUUAUAUUUGUGAUCGAUUUUUUAAGAAUUAUACCUUUUUUAAAUGGAAAGGAUCAUAUGGAAGAAAUAAUUUAUCAACUUUCUAUGGACCGGUCAACAGUAAUGCGUAUAUUGGAUACUUUUUCAGAAAUUAUUUGCACAUUUCAAUGUCAGGAUCUUGUUGUAGAUGAUGAUAAUUAGUUGUUUCUUUUUUGUUAUUUUUUAAUAUUUAAUGCAAAUUAGGCACGUAGCUAGGAGGGGAGGGAGGGUGGGGGAGACAACAAAUCUUUUUAUCAUUCAAAAACAAAUUGUAUAAACUACCCUUUUUCAAUAUAUCCAAAAUUUAAUGGAAAUUGUUAUUUGCAUCCCAUCCUUCUACAAUUUGUGAAAGAUAAUGAAAUGCGGAGGAAGGGCGGGGUUGAAACAACAAAUCUAUAUUUGUCUUUUAAGAACACGUUGCAUAAACAAAUUAAUGGAAAUUGUUUAUUACAUGAAAUUUUUAUUCAAUUUGCUCAAGAAUAUGGCUUUAUUGAUCUUAUUUUAAUUGAGGAGAUUUACUUAACUAGAUCGGAGC